Molecule: messenger RNA, 516 nt
Organism: Aspergillus fumigatus Af293
Lineage: Eukaryota; Fungi; Ascomycota; Eurotiomycetes; Eurotiales; Aspergillaceae
Source: RefSeq, a predicted model, not a curated record
AUGAAAAUCAGCGCUCGUCCCACAGCAGCCAUGCAAGCCAAAUACACACCUUUGCCCACCCCCGCCAACCCAGACCCUCAACCUGACUGUGGUACUAUCUAUGUUGAGUUCUGUGCCGAUUCCACCGGUGUCGGUACUAAGCAAGUUCGAGCAUUCAAUCACUUUGUUGAUGAGAACAACUUCCACACCGGAGUCUUCAUCACUCAGACGCCAAUCUCCCCAUCUGCCGUGCGCCUACUGAGUGGUAUUCCCGGUCGUAUCUGUGAGCAUUUCCAGGAGCAGGAUUUACUAGUCAACAUCACCCGUCACGAAUUGGUUCCCAAACAUGUCCUGCUGAGCCCAGAGGAGAAGAAGAAUUUGCUCCAACGGUAUCGACUGAAGGAGUCGCAACUGCCUCGUAUCCAGGUCUCUGAUCCUGUUGCGAGGUACUUGGGUUUGCGACGGGGACAGGUCGUCAAGAUUAUCCGAAAGAGUGAAACCGCCGGUCGCUAUGCCAGUUAUCGCUGGGUAAUUUAA